GUUGAAGAAGCGAUAUUGGAACAAUGAGUGCCGAUUUGCCGUAUUCAGUUGAAUAUGCGAAGAGUUCACGCGCUUCGUGUCAAAAUUGCAAGAAUUCUAUUCAAAAGGAUUCACUGAGACUCGCAGUUGUUGUACAGAGUCCUGUUCAUGAUGGAACAAUACCAAAAUGGUAUCAUCCUCACUGUUUUUUCAUUAAACAGAGGCCCAAAUCUAUUGCGGACAUUGCUAAUUUUGAUAAUAUUCGUUGGGAAGAUCAGAAAGAUAUUAAAGAGAAAAUUGAGGAAUCACUUAAGCUUCCAGCAUUACCUGCUGGGAAAGGACGGAAACGUGCUAGCUCUGCAAACAAUACAGGUCCUACAAAGGAUUAUUUGGUCCAAUAUGCAAAAUCUAACAAAUCAACUUGUAAAGCAUGUGAAGAAAAAAUCGUACAAGGUGAAAUAAGGGUGUCAAAAAAAGAUUUUGAAUCUGAACAUGGCAAAAGAUAUGGAGGUAUAGACAGGUGGCAUCAUCUUGACUGCUUUGUGAAAGUAAGGGAAGAGUUUGAAUUCUAUGCAGGUGGUGAUGCACUACCUGGCAUAAAAGAUCUUUCCAAAGAUGAUCAGAAAAAAGUUAAGACUGUAUUGCCAAGUAUAAAAUCAGAUGGUGUUCCACCAGUUAAGAAAGUCAAGGAUGAACCAGAAGAUACACAAGAAGAGGAACAAAUGAAACAACAGAAUGACGAGUUGUUUAAAGUUAGAGACAUGUUGUCUCAAAUAAACAAAAAAGACCUUAUUGUUAUGUUGGAAAAAAACGAGCAACAAGUUCCACAAGGAGUAUCAAAUUUACUAGAUCGCUUGAGCGAUAUUAUCUGCUUUGGUACUUUGAAGCCAUGUCCAAAAUGUACUGGUCAGCUUGUGUACAAUUCAGGACUUGGAUAUAAAUGCACUGGAGAUAUGACAGAGUGGACCAAAUGCGAAUAUGUGACCCACGACCCUAAAAGGAAGAAAUGCUCAAUACCAUCGGAUUUGAAACAAGAAUAUCCAGAUCUGAAAUCUUUGAAACCAAAAGUUAAGAAAAGAUUGAUAAAGGUAACUGCGCCAUCAACGUCCAGUUUAGUAAAGAAAGAAGAUACAGUUGAUUCUGGACCAAAAGUCGAAGCAAAGCCGAAACCGUUGAAGCACAUGCAAUUCUUUUUCAUGGGACGUACGAAAAAAGAUAGAAAUGCUUUGAAGAAAGACAUUCUUCUCUUAGGAGGAGAGGUAAUUACAAAGCUCAAUGAAAAUGUAGCCGCUGUAAUAUCAACUCAACAGGAGAUAGACAAAAUGAGUGACAGGAUGGAAGAAGUCAAAUCACUUAAUAUUCAAGUUAUCACUGAAGAUUUUGUUGAAGAAGCUAAAGAAUAUACAAAGCCGGCUGUCUCACUUAUUAAAAAGAAAACGAUUUCAAGCUGGGGUGGUAAUUUGUCUGAUAGAAUCAACAUUGUAGCAGAGAAGUCGUCUGCAAAGAGCAAGGGUAAAAGUAGCUUUGAAAAAUCUGGAUCUGGAAAAAUGAAACUGCAAUUAAAAGGUGGUGGAACUGUCGACCCUGAUAGUGGUUUAGAAGAUGUGGCACAUGUGUAUCAGAGCGGUAAAGACAAGUAUACUGUCACGUUGGUACUUACAGAUAUACAAACGAAAAAAAAUAGUUACUAUAAGCUGCAGACCUUGAAGCAUGAUAAGCAGAACAAGUAUUGGUUGUUCAGGAGCUGGGGUAGAAUAGGAACAACAAUUGGUGGUACAAAAUUGGAACAGUUAUCAUUGGAGGAAUGUAUAGAACAGUUUGAAUCCCUUUAUGAGGAAAAAACUGGAAAUGUUUGGAGUCAGAGAGAAUAUUUUGUUAAAGUGCCUCAGAAGAUGUAUCCCGUUGAUAUUGAUCACGGUGAAGAAGCUUCCACAAAGCUACUAGACUCUGAUAUCAAGAGUGACCUAGAAAAACCAGUUCAAGAUUUAAUAAGAUUGAUAUUCGACGAAGUGAGCAUGAAGAAAGUAAUGGCAGAAUUUGAAAUUGACACAGAGAAGAUGCCACUUGGAAAACUAUCUAAGAAACAAAUACAAAAAGCAUACUCGGUAUUAACUAAUCUACAGGACUUGUUAAAGAACGAGAACACUGAACGAGUUAAUUUGGUUGAUGCGUCUAAUAAAUUUUACAAUUUAAUACCUCAUAAUUUUGGGAUAUCUGGACCAAAAGUGUUAGAAAAUAUUGAUGAAAUUCAUCUGAAAUGUGAGAUGUUGGACGCUUUGCUCGAGAUGGAGAUUGCCUACUCUCUUCUACAUACACAGACGGACUCCUCAAAGAAUCCACUAGAUGCUCAUUACAAACAAUUGAAUACAGACAUAAAAGUACUGGACAAAGAGAGUGAAGAAUACAAGAAUAUUGAGCAAUAUGUUAAGAAUACUCAUGCUGAAACUCAUAAGCAGUACGACCUUGAAAUCGAGGAUGUAUUCGUUGUGAAGAGACAGGGAGAAGAUAGUAGAUAUAGGCCAUUUAAGAAAUUACACAAUAGAAAGUUACUGUGGCACGGUACUAGAACAACCAACUAUGCUGGUAUAUUUUCUCAGGGAUUGCGAAUAGCGCCUCCAGAAGCUCCCGUUACAGGUUACAUGUUUGGUAAAGGUAUAUAUUUCGCAGACAUGGUUUCCAAAUCUGCAAACUAUUGUUGUACAAAUAGCGAAAAUCCAACUGGAUUAUUGUUACUUAGCGAAGUAGCAUUGGGUAAUAUGUAUGAGAGAUACGCAGCAGAUUACAUUGAGAAAUUACCAAACGGUAAACAUUCAACAUUUGGUCGUGGUCAAACACAACCUAAUCCUAAACAGUCUCACACGACAAAGGAUGGUGUUGAAAUUCCAUACGGUCCACCCGUAACUGUGAAACUUCCGAAAUCAUCAGCCUUGUUGUACAAUGAGUAUAUUGUAUAUGAUGUUGCUCAAGUGAAGCUGCAAUAUUUGUUGAAGACAAAAUUCAAAUAUAGAACGUAAUAUUCUUAGAUACAAGACUUUUAAGAGUAUCAGAAUACGUUCGUUAUACCCAAUAAACUUUGUCUUUGUA
Messenger RNA from Dufourea novaeangliae, 3063 nucleotides. It is a transcript of the gene Parp1, whose product is annotated as poly [ADP-ribose] polymerase. Bases 24 to 2993 code for a protein of 989 amino acids. The record is from RefSeq and is a predicted model, not a curated record. Gene Ontology annotation, molecular function: NAD+ poly-ADP-ribosyltransferase activity; DNA binding; NAD binding. Gene Ontology annotation, cellular component: nucleus. Lineage: Eukaryota; Metazoa; Arthropoda; Insecta; Hymenoptera; Halictidae. The transcript is spliced from 5 exons.